Messenger RNA from Daphnia magna, 774 nucleotides. RefSeq names its product microsomal glutathione S-transferase 3. Gene Ontology annotation, molecular function: glutathione peroxidase activity; glutathione transferase activity. Lineage: Eukaryota; Metazoa; Arthropoda; Branchiopoda; Diplostraca; Daphniidae. Bases 151 to 624 code for a protein of 157 amino acids. Gene Ontology annotation, cellular component: endoplasmic reticulum; membrane; nuclear envelope. The record is from RefSeq and is a predicted model, not a curated record. The transcript is spliced from 5 exons.
ACGUUGCCGAGUCGACGGCUAUCCUUUGGCUGUCCGCCUGUUCGAACGAAAACAAACGUUUGGAAUUCACAUCGAUUCAACAACUCCUAUCAUUGUAUCUCAUACCUCACGAGCUGGUGGGUUAGCAAACAACAAUUUUGAAAUCUAGAAAUGGUCGUUUUCAGCCGAUUUACUGCAUUGGCAUCUGGAACAACAACUGUUGUUGAAAUCCCAUCUGACUAUGGGUAUGUUGUAUUAACUGGAAUUGCCUCAGCAUGUCUCCUAACCUGGCAAUCAAUUCAGGUUGGCCAAAUGAGGAAAAAGUUUGGCAUCCACUACCCAACCAUGUACAGUCAAGAAACAAGUGGUAAUGGACAGCUAUUCAACUGCUACCAGAGAGCUCAUCAAAACACGUUGGAGAGCUACCCCGUAUUUUUAAUGCUUUUAUUUACUGGGGGACUUCAGUAUCCAAUUCCAUCAGCACUAGGAGGUGCUGUAUGGAUUGCUGGUAAAGUUGCUUACUCUCAAGGAUAUUACACAGGAGACCCGAAGAAUCGUAUGCGUGGCUCUUUCGGUUAUCUGGGACUUUUCGUACUUUUGGGUUCAUCAAGCCUGUUUGGAGCCAAACUGCUCGGAUGGUACUAGGUAUUAAUAUCCUCAAGAAGAGCAAUAAAAAUAAACUACGCUAGAAGAGUUUAUUAGUAAUUGAAAAAAGCGAUGUUAUCAUUGAUUUUGUUUCAUAUAAUCCGCUGUAAAAAAAAAGUUAAAAUAAAAGUCCAAUACCAGCAGCUUUAA